Patiria miniata (bat star) is the source of this 3517-nucleotide messenger RNA. RefSeq lists its product as uncharacterized. The record is from RefSeq and is a predicted model, not a curated record. Lineage: Eukaryota; Metazoa; Echinodermata; Asteroidea; Valvatida; Asterinidae. The transcript has 13 exons. The coding region runs from base 1 to 2457 and encodes 818 amino acids.
AUGCCGUGCACCAUUAACCAGGAGCCUGACCCAGAGACGAGCCGCUACCGCUGGUUGAUUCAAGCCGUGGACCCGUGUAAGUGUACGGAGAUCGGAAUGGGUGGCUUCAGCACCUUCGUACCGUACAGACCUUACGAGGUGACGUACUAUGACACCUUUAUGAUCAGCAGCGAUGCUGAGGAGAUAAAGCAAUGGCUGAACUGCCCUGCUUGUUCCGUGGAGGGACCGCUUGGGAUGGAGGAUAAACGCAUCCCUGAUGAUCGUAUAACAGCGUCGUCUGUUUACGAUGGAAGACAAACAACUCACGGACCCGCUAGGGCUCGGCUCAAUACUGAAAGAUACGCUGCAGCCUGGUGUCAUGCCAACUUGGAUAAUGUCAGUCCAUGGAUACAGGUUGACUUCAAUGGCACAGUCACCAUCACUGGUUUGAUCACCCAGGGGCGCGGAGAUCUCGACCAAUGGGUGACCGAGUACCAAGUGACGUACAGCAAUGACGCUCAGUCCUGGUAUCACGUGACUGAUGCAGACGGCACACCAAUAAAGUUCCCUGGUAACACAGAUAGGAACACGCUGGUAACUACUCGGUUGCCGUUUGCCUUGCACACCAGAAUCCUGCGCAUUCACCCCACUGAUUGGAACGAACAUUGCAGCAUGAGGUUUGAAGUGAUUGGCUGCUAUUACAGUGACAAAAGCGGACGGCACAGUCUUAUCAAAGUUUCGAAAUGUGCACGCAACUUACAGCUGAACAUUAUUAAACGAAACGGCAUGAAUUUUCCCAUAUGUCAGCUAUGGCAUAUAGCCAGUGCUGUUUGGUACUUUGCUCUAUUCGCCAUUUGCGUGAUCCAGAGCGAAGCUGCCUCUAAUCUCCCUACCGUGACAUCUUUGGAAUUCACGGCUGCCUCACAGUUCAACAGUCCUGUCAAAUAUCGAGUGAUUCGGUCAAGCCAGCGCGGAUCUCGCCUGAGGUGUGCCGCGGCCUGCCUCAAGCAAGUAAACUGCAGCUACUUCAGUUAUACCACAGACAGCAGACAGUGUGAAUUGUGCGAUGACUCGAUCGUUGCAACCAACGAAGAGAACUUGAAAUACUACAGGAGAAGCGUUGACGUUUCUUGCUCUGUGGAGGCACCGCUCGGGAUGGAAGACGGUCGCAUUUUGAAUGAGAGCAUCACAGCUUCGUCAUUCUACAGCGCUGACCAUGCCCCAUCCAGGGCCAGACUUAACAUUCAAGGAUACGCUGGAGCCUGGAGCAGUGACACUGCUGAUGUCACUAGUCCAUGGAUACAGGUUGACUUCAAUAGACCAGUUACCAUAACCAGUUUGAUCACUCAGGGGCGUGGUGACCCCGGAUUCACCCAAUGGGUGACGGAGUACCAAGUGACGUACAGUGAUGACGCUCUGUCGUGGGAUCACGUGGCUGAUGCAGACGGCACACCAAUAAAGUUCCAUGGUAACAAGGACAAGAGCAUCCCGGUAACUAAUCGCCUGCCGGUUGCCUUGCGCACCAGAAUUCUGCGCAUUCACCCCACUGCGUGGUUCAGGCAUUGCAGCAUGAGGUUUGAAGUGAUUGGAUGCUAUGAUCGUCGGUCGCUGCCAUGCAGCACUGUUCGGAAGUUCGUGUCAGUAUAUACCACUAUGCUGUUGUGCAGGAAAGACGCCAUGAAUCUGUCAAUUUGUCAGCUAUGGCAUGACUAUGUUAUUUGGUGUUUUGCUCUAUUGGCCGUUUUUGUGGUCCAGGGUGGAGCUGCCUCUAACCCCCCUACCGUGACAUCUUCGCGUUUCACGGCUGAAUCACAAUUCAACAGCACCGUUAAAUAUCGAGUGAUUCGGUCAAGCCAGCGCGGAUCUCGCCUGGGGUGUGCCGCGGCCUGCCUCAAUGAAGUAAACUGCAGCUACUUCAGUUACACCAAAGAUACCAGACGGUGUGAAUUGAGCGAUGACUCGAUCGUUGCAACCAACGAAGAGAAGUUGAAAUACUACAGGAGAAGCGGUGACUUUUCUUGCUCUGUUGAGGGACCUCUCGGGAUGGAAGAUGGUCGCAUCCCGGAUGAAAGCAUCACAGCUUCGUCUUUUUGGGAUAACCGCGCUGAUCAUGCCCCACCCAGGGCGAGACUGAACACUAAAGGAUACGCUGGAGCCUGGGUCGAAGACAGUGGUGAUCUCAGUCCAUGGAUACAGGUUGACUUCAAUGGCAUAGUCACCAUCACUGGUUUGAUCACCCAGGGGCGCGAAGAUAACGACCAAUGGGUGACGGAGUACCAAGUGACGUACAGCAACGACGCCCAGUCCUGGCAUCACGUGACUGAUGCCACACCAAUAAAGUUUCCUGGUAACUCGGACAGGAACACGCUGGUAGCCGCUCGUUUCCCGUUUGCUUUGCGCACCAGAAUCCUGCGCAUUCACCCCACUGCAUGGGUUUUGCAUCGUAGCAUGAGGUUUGAAGUGAUUGGAUGCUAUUAGUCAGACUAAUUACAUUGUCAAUGAGUGAGUCAAGCGAAUUCAACGUUGAGAGUAGCUCUGUUAUAGAACAAAACGCAAAUACUUAUUCUCUGUAAAUACCGACUCUUAACAAGAAGUCUUUGAUAUUUUGAUUAAAAUUUGAUUAAUAUUUUUGUGUGAAUAUAUAAAUUCUAUAAGAGAUAAUCGUAUUGUCAGGACUUAAUGUAAAAACAAGCCUUACAAAUUCACCACAAAUGCAAAUCUCCCCGGAAAUCAGAACAGUUUUAGAGCGAGAUUGAUUUAUCAUGUAAAGGGCUUAAUAUUACUUUAAACAACGGCAACGGAUAGGAUCAAUGUUAUGCACGAAUUGAAGAAAAAAAUUCCCGUGGUAUAAAAAGGGACGAAUUAACUUUCCCACAUCGAAUUGAAGGCUUCUUUCAUGUUGAUUGUCAUCAUAUUAUUUGCAUUACCACUGUACACGUAUGUGCUUGCUUUUUAAUAUGCCAUAUGUUUUAACACUUACAAGGCAUGUUAUUGUUUCUUAAAAGAAAAAAUAGCGUUUCCUGAAUGCCAGAUACGUCCCUGGAACCGUUUGUAUUUAAUACAAAAUUCAGUGUGAUGUUUCGAAGUAACCAUAGAGACAGCCUUUAACGGAUUCAGUGUAGAGCUAAUUUAGAAGUAAAUGAAGUGUGACUGAUCAUCCAAGGUCUAGCCAGAUAGAUGGCCUCAACUGACGAGAUAAAGUGCAUUGCAUCUAACUAAUUAUAUCUUGAAUAAUAAUAAUAAUAAUAAUAAUACUAAUGUGGUGCUUUAUAUAGCCCCCUAGACCAAAGGUGUCAAAGCGCUUUACGGUUAUUACCCAUGUCCAUCAGGCCACGAGACCACUUCUGCAGCAGCUCAAUAUCAGCGCAUAUGGCCCGUACCUACCCUUUUACUCCUGAAAACUUCUCAUCAUUAUAGUGUACGUAGUACGUGAUAAAUGGCUUUGUAUUAUGCUUGUCAAAUACACUGCCGAUAUCUCUCAUUAGAAGUCAGUUAUUUCAAGUUAUACGAGAACAACAUGGAAAAAGGCAAAUUAAAC